Molecule: messenger RNA, 3687 nt
Organism: Thalassophryne amazonica
Lineage: Eukaryota; Metazoa; Chordata; Actinopteri; Batrachoidiformes; Batrachoididae
Gene: adgrd2
Product: adhesion G protein-coupled receptor D2
Exons: 25
Coding region: 398-3631 (1077 amino acids)
Biological process (GO): cell surface receptor signaling pathway; adenylate cyclase-activating G protein-coupled receptor signaling pathway
Cellular component (GO): membrane
Molecular function (GO): G protein-coupled receptor activity
Source: RefSeq, a predicted model, not a curated record
CUGGUGGACAUGCUGUGAUACUGGAGGAGUCCACGUUGGAUUUGGGAUUGAUGCACAGGGAAGCUUGCUCCCAGGUUGGACGUGUGCGUUCCUCUGUCUCCGAAGGUGACAGAUUAUGCACGUGCUGCUGAGACAAUGAAUCUGGAUUUAGAUUCUGCAGAGCAUUUGACAACCAGCCCAGCAGGGUUGUGACUGAAUGCUUCCACAUUUCAAUUAUUCAACAUUUGAGAUAUAUUUUGGCAUGAUAUGUCAUGCAUUAAACGGAUGUGUAGUAUCUGUUUGCUCUCAUGCAUGAGAUACAGUUUUUACUUGUUGAACUGAACUACAUCUUCAUCCAGUGGAUUUAUUUUCAAGAUUAAAACAGGACCAUUUCAGCUGGAGAUCAUACUAACACGAGAUGUCUGGAGCUGUGGAUGUUGGACUGAUUUUCUUCUUUAUUCUGGUGGUGUAUCACAGUGAGCCAACACAGACUGGGCAAAGCAGAGAGGUGCAUUCACAUGGACAGGGAGGAUUGGUCCACCUAACCACAGACUGGGUCUUCUGGUUGGUUAAUGACUCACUGGCUUUCUCCAGAGCUGAAAACUUCUGUAAAGGACAGUUCAGUUCUCUUUCCACUUUGGACCGUCCAGAAGACCAGGAGGCAGCCCGGGAGCUGUUUCGGCAGACGGGACUCUCCUCACCAAUUUGGACAAAGGAUCACAACAAAAUUGCUGCCACACCGCUGGUCCUCACCAAGCAGUAUUUAAAAUUCUCAGCUCUUCACUUCCCAAAAGAGUCACAUGAGGGUUUUGCUCGUGUCAACAUUUCCUUCCCGGCCCUGUCCUCAGUGAGCGUCUGUGUUCGUGUUCAGUGGGACCCAGAGUGGACUGAGGUGUCCACUAUCUUCUCCUAUGCUGCACCUGUCUUUACCAAUGAGUUCCAGCUCCGAGGUCAGCUGCAGGAACGCAUCCGUCUGGCGCUCAUCGUCCAUGGUCAACACCUGCCAUACAAGGCUUCCUUCUCCAAUGAUGGAACAUGGCAUCAUAUAUGUGUCACAUGGCGCCGUGUCAACAGCCACUGGGCUAUCUAUGUAGAUGGUGAAAGAAAGGACAUGGGUUCAGGGAGAGACACUCCCAGGGAUAUCCACGGUGACGGUAUACUUGUUUUGGGACAGGAUCAAGACUCCUUUGGAGGGAAUUUCACAGAGCCCUUUGUUGGCAACAUCACAGACAUGAAUGUUUGGAAUACAUAUUUGGAGCCUAGGCAUGUCCUUGCUCUUAAUGCAUGCAUGCCUAUGACCCAGGAAAUACUAUACAGCUGGGAUGUUGAUGACCUAAGCUGCCACCCAGUGGUCACAGAAGUGCAGGCGCUUCUUUUCUGCCCAGCAGUCCACCAGCAGAUGGCGAUGCAGGGUUGCAGGACGCUGCAGGGCUGGUCAGAUCAGCAGCAUCCAGUGUUCGGUCUGGCAGACUGCUCAGAACCUUUGGCCUUCAUGUGCAGGAGCAGCAAAGAGCGUUACCUGAAGAUGAAGCAGAUUAGAGAAUCUCAGAGCUCUCAGCCCACUGUCUUUAUGAACCAUCUGAUGAAGCGUUCCAACAAAACUCAGGCAAUACUCGGCCAGCAGCCAUCAGGUCUGACAAGCUGGGUCGAGACAUCCGUCCUGCUGAAUGUGUCUGUCCAGGCUUUAGAGGAGACAAAACAGGAGGGAUUACAGUCAGAGGACAUGGUGUCCCUCAUCAAAUUGCUGUCACUGGCAGCUGAUGUCCCUGCCGACACCACCAAUUACAGCCAAGUCCGGGCCGAGGAGCUCAGUCAGCACUUCAUCAGUGUGGCUGACAGUAUUAUCAGCCAGGACAACGCCCUCAAGUGGCAGGCAAUCAAAGAGGUGGUGAAUGGUCCCAUGGACGUGGUCAGGUCCAUCGAUCGUAUGACGAGCAGCCUGAGCCCUCAUUUAAUGGCAGAGAUGGAUCACCUGACCAUCCACAGCCCCAACAUCAAGUUGGAGGUGCAGCAGCAGAGGCUGCAGGAAGUAUCCAGAGCAUCAGUGUUCUGUGGGACUCCAACAGAGAAACAGUCCAACCUGGACUGUAUUUCGGUGCCAUAUCAGAAGCUACAGGCUCUUCAAGACAGCGGCUUCCAUAAACUCAUACUGGUCAACACGUGGUAUGGUUCCCUAAGGCCUUUUUUCAGUUAUGAAGAGAACCUCACCUUGGUCCCAGCUGUCACAGAUGGCAGUCACAGGUACUUGGGCACCGUGUUGGGCUCCUCCAUCAUCUCCACCACAGUGCUGGCAGAUGAGCAGCCACUCAGCAUGGCGGUUAACUUCCAGCUGCGGCACAAAGUCCAGAAUCCCACUGACACUGUCUUUGAUCCAGUGUGUGCCUUCUGGGAUUUUGAACUCACUCCAGAGGGUGGUGGCUGGUGGAACACCAAAGGAUGUGAGGUUGUGUCCAAACAGUACGGAUCCACUGUGUGCUACUGUAACCACACCACCAACUUUGCCGUGCUGCUGCAGGUUUUUGAAGCUCAGAGGAGCCCGGAGAAUGAAAAAGCUCUACAGGUGCUGACGUUCCUUGGCUGUGGAGUGUCUCUGUGUGGCCUCCUCUUCACCUUCAUCCUCUUCAUCGCUGUGGGAGUUCCAAAGUCAGAUCGCACAACCGUCCAUAAGAACCUAAUUGUUGCUCUCGGAGUUGCUGAGCUGCUGUUGAUGUGCAGUGACUGGGCAUCUGCCAAUCAGGAGGUGUGCUUUAUGGUGACUGUGUUGCUCCACCUUUUCUUCAUGGCUUCAUUUUCCUGGAUGCUGGUGGAGGGCCUGCUGCUGUGGAGCAAGGUGGUGUCUGUCAACAUCAGUGAAGACAGCAGGAUGAAACUUUAUUACAUCAUUGGCUGGGGACUGCCUGUUCUGAUUGUUGGUGUAACACUGGCAGUAUCAGGACACGAGUACAAGGUGGAUACUCACUGCUGGCUCAGUGUGAGGACCCACACCAUCUGGGCCUUCGUGGGACCGGUUAUGUUUAUCCUCACGGUCAAUGCGGUUGUAUUGUGUCGGGUUGUCAUGGUGACUGUUUCCAGCGCUCGUCGUCGUGCUAAGAUGCUCAGUCCAAGCGCAGCUCCACAGAUGCAGACCUUUGACCUCACCUGGGCAGUGACCAGGCCAGUUCUCAUCCUGCUUCCAGUGUUGGGUCUGACCUGGUUAUGUGGUGUGUUGGUCCAUCUGUCCGUAACAGUCGCCUAUGUUUUCAUCGCACUCAAUGCUUUCCAGGGCCUAUAUAUUUUCUUAGUUUAUGCAGUUUACAACAGUGAGGUGAGGAAUGCCAUAAAGAGGAUCAAAGAAAAGCGAAAAGCCUUAUCUUUCACGAACUGCUCCCACCCAACCAGCUUCCAUCCUUCCCAGAGGGCCCCAGUUACCUCUUGGGGUCGGAAUCUACCAACCUCCUCCAGCCCUGAGACCAGUGACACUUCACGGCCGCCUAGCUCCACUUCCACUUCCUUGGUCAUCAAGAAUGAGAGAUUCAGAAAGGAGAGCUUUGUGAUUUUCUCAUUGAAACCACCAUCAGCAAACCAAAUUGUUCAGCUAACUGGUUUCAAGCCAUCAGACAGAACAGAUGGUCCCCACGUUUACAGAGGGUUAAGUCACUGUCAAUGGCUUUAAAUUGCUACAUAGUACGGAGAAAGAAGUUUGCAAUCGAGUCAUUAAAUGUUUUGCUG